Molecule: messenger RNA, 1141 nt
Organism: Durio zibethinus
Lineage: Eukaryota; Viridiplantae; Streptophyta; Magnoliopsida; Malvales; Malvaceae
Biological process (GO): ribosomal large subunit biogenesis
Cellular component (GO): nucleolus
Source: RefSeq, a predicted model, not a curated record
AUGAUGGUCUUGAGCCCGAACCAGGACACUCAAUCGUUUCUUUCCUCAAUACGAAAACGACAUCGUUUGGGAAACCUCACACCGUCAUACGUUAUGCCGAAAUGGAAACGGUAUACAGUAUGCUAGUAGUAUCAGACAAUUCAAAAGACCCUGUUAAAACCCUAGUCAACAAAUUCGAGAGAGGGAGGAAGCAAUUCAAUCGCUAUACGAUGGGGAGGUCGAGAAGGAAAUACAAGCAAUCUCGUGCAAAGGUGAAAGUGGGUCUCCCGAGGAAAAACCCUCACCUCUUCAAGCCAUCCUUCACUCUCCCUCCCAAGCUACGCUCCCUCGUCGAUGUUGAUGAUGCCCGCUCCAAGUGGGACGACAAAGCCAGCGUCAUCCAUAACUACAAGUCCUUCGGCUUCUUUUCCAACCCCAACUUCCUCGGCGUCCGUUCUCGUACUUCACACAUCGUGGAAAGUGAUUCGCUCCAAGUCCCUCAUCCUCCGCCUUCCGAUCAAUUGGCCGAUGAAUUCGACCCUAUUGAUUCUGGCAGCGAUCUCGAAGAAGAUGACUUAAAAACAGCACUGGGGAAGAAGCGAAGAGAUGGAAAAAGCACACAUUUACAGCCUUUGACCACCAUGCAACGUCUUCAUAUUGGUCAGCUGAAUGAGAAAUAUGGCGAUGACUACCAGGCAAUGUUCAUGGAUACGAAACUAAACAAGAUGCAGCAUUCGAUUGCAACUCUGGAGAAACUAUGCAAGAGGUACCAUAUGUUUGGAGAUAAAAAUCCUUUGAUAUUACCCAGCUGAGAAUGUCCCAGUUUUUGCGUGCCUAUCUCUCAUGACUCUGUAGUUUGUAGUAAAGGAAAUUUGAUAGUUUUUACGCUGUAGCCUCGUUCAACUUCCAAUUUGGAUUAUUUUAUUCUCUUCUGAGGAAGGAGGCAAAAAUCAUUCAUUUUUCAUUUUCAUUAGAAGAGUUCAUUGGUAACUUUUCCUGCUUUGGGUUUUUCUACAUUUUUAAGUGCGUUUCUAUCUGAUUCAUGUAUCUUGUGAUGAAAUUGGUGGACCUUUAAAUUGAGUGUUGGCGCAAAUAAGAAAUAACAAAAAGGAAAGAAAAGUGCCAAUUUGAAAACGGAAACGAAUGUGAAAGCGAUCCCUGG